Dermacentor albipictus is the source of this 4580-nucleotide messenger RNA. RefSeq names its product intraflagellar transport protein Oseg1 (gene Oseg1). Gene Ontology annotation, cellular component: non-motile cilium; intraciliary transport particle A. NCBI's taxonomy places the organism in Eukaryota, Metazoa, Arthropoda, Arachnida, Ixodida, Ixodidae. Gene Ontology annotation, biological process: non-motile cilium assembly; protein localization to cilium; intraciliary retrograde transport. Gene Ontology annotation, molecular function: protein binding. The record is from RefSeq and is a predicted model, not a curated record.
GUCAUUGUCAUCAGCAACAUAUCGGUGUCACCAUGGCGACAGUUAGCAACGCGUGUGUUUUGAAGUUGCGUUUUCGGCGACGAUCAUGUAACCAUCUUGGACGUGCACUUUCCAAAGGUUCACAUCGCUUUCAACGAUGCGAGCUGUCGCGCUCUGGGUGGACAAAGUCCAUGACCGUGAGAACAACGAGCAAUGCAUAUACGAUCUGGUCUUCAAGCCGGAUGGCAGCCAACUCAUAGUCGCAGCCGGCACGCGGGUCCUUGUGUACGACACGUCAGAUGGUGCGCUCGUCCAGCCACUGAAAGGCCACAAGGACAGCGUCUACUGCGUCUCUUAUGCCAGAGACGGCAAACGUUUCGCGUCUGGAAGUGCCGACAAGCAGGUCAUCAUCUGGACGGCGAGCCUGGAGGGCAUUCUCAAGUAUUCACACCACGACUCCGUUCAGUGCCUUACUUACAAUCCUCUCACCCACACACUUGUCAGCUGCUCUUGCUCCGAUUUUGGGCUCUGGUCUUCAGAGCAAAAGUCGGUCUCCAAACACCGCACCAGCGGAAGAGUUACCAGUGCAAGCUGGAACCCGGAUGGCCAGUUCUUGGCACUUGGACUCGCGACUGGCAGUGUCACCAUCCGUGGAAGGUCUGGUGAAGAAGUUGUGCGCAUUGACAGACCUGGUGGACCAAAGGCGGCAGUUUGGGGCGUCUGCUGGAACCCUGUGAAGGAGGAAGGUGUUGGAGACGUCCUUGCCGUGGCUGACUGGGCACAGACGCUCAGCUUCUACAACGUGGCCGGCCAGCAGACUGGCCGCGAGCGAGCCUUGGGCUUUGACCCAACAUUUGUCAGCUACUUCCCCGGUGGCGAGUACCUCGUGGUGGGUGGCUCGUGCCGUGAGGCUCGCGUUUACACCCGAGAUGGCAUCUGCGUAGGACCUGCCUCUCAGCAAGCCUCAUGGGUGUGGUGCUGUCAAGCGCGCCCGGAUGCCAGCCACCUGGCUCUGGGCUGUCAAGAUGGCACGAUUGCCUACUUCGAGCUGGGCUUCUCCACAGUGCACAGCUUGUACCGCGAACGGUAUGCCUACAGAGACAACAUGACAGACGUCAUCAUUCAGCACCUCGUAACAGACGAAAAAGUGCGAAUCAAGUGUCGUGACCUGGUCAAGAAAUUGGCGAUCUACAGGCACCGACUUGCGGUCCAGCUGCCUGAACGAAUCAUGGUGUACGAGCUGAGUACCGAGGCCUCUGACGUUAACGACAUGCACUACAGACUGCGAGACAAGAUCGUCCGCAAGGUGGAGUGCACGCUGCUGGUCGUCUGCUCUGAGCACCUUGUUCUUUGCCAGGAACGGCGGCUGCAGUGCCUGCGUCUCCGUGGUGGUGCCUGUGAACGGGAGUGGGUCCUGUCGUCGGCGAUUCGCUACAUCCGUGCUCUCGGUGGCCCCGUUGGCCGUGAGGGCCUCCUGGUUGGCCUGCGGGAUGGGCAGGUGCUGCAGCUGCUAUUGGACAACCCCUUCCCGCUUUUCCUCGUCAAGGUGACAAGCCCUGUGCGUUGCCUCGACCUCAGUGCAGAUCGCACACGCCUCGCAGUUGUGGAUGAGAAAGGCACCUGCCUUGUCUACCAGCUGGCCUCAAGGCAGCUGCUCUUCCAGGAACCCAAUGCCAACAGCGUGGCAUGGAACACCGAGAACGCUGAGCUUCUCUGCUUCACUGGCAGUGGCACGCUCGCCGUCAAGGCUGGAGAGUUCCCCGUGCUGAGACAGAAACUGGAGGGCUUUGUGGUUGGCUUUGGGGGGUGCAAGCUCUUCUGCCUCCAGCACAACAGCGUUACCACUGUCGAAGUUCCCCUGUCACCAUGCCUUUACCAGUACAUUGAGAAAAACCGCUUCAGGGAGGCCCUAACCAUUGCCUGCUUGGGGGUGCCCGAGGAGGACUGGCGAUACCUGGCCAAGGAGGCACUGGAAGCCCUCGACCUGGCUGUGGCCAAGCGGGCAGCCGUGCGUCUCGGGGACCCCGCCUUGCUCCGCUUGGUGCGCUCGCUCCAGGAUCAAGAGGCCCGUGGCGAGAAACGAGAAUCCCUGCUCGGAGACGUGAUCGCCCAGCAAGGCCGGUUUGCAGAAGCCGCCAGGCUGUACAAGAAAGCUGGCCGCAACUCCAAGGCUGUGGACAUGUACACGGACCUGCGCAUGUUUGAUCUUGCUCAGGAGUACCUCGGCUCAGAUGAGACCCUGGACACGCGUCAGCUGAUGCUCAAGAAGGCCGAAUGGGCUCGUAGCAUCAACGAUCCCAAGGCAGCUGCAGACUUUUACCUCCUGGCCGGUGAACCUCUGAAAGCAGUUGAGAUUGCAGGAAAACAGGGCUGGACUAACAUACUCGUUGAUCUAUCCCAGAGGCUGGACAAACGCGAGAAGGAGGCUCUUGCCACGUGUGCUCGGUUGCUGGUGGACCAGAAGCAGCAUAUGGCCGCUGCCGACGCUUUCCGAAGAAUUGGUGAUACCGAAAGCUUGGUAAAGCUCCACGUUGAUGCAGGCCAGUGGGACGAGGCAUUCGCAGCUGUAGGGCAGAAUGCUGAGCUUCGUGCCAAGAUUUGUGGUGACUAUGCAAACUGGCUGGCAGAGAAUGACCGUUUCGUUGACGCACAAAAAGCAUUCUAUGAGGCUGGUCGACAGGACGAGGCACUAAACGUACUGGAGCGCCUGACUCAGUACGCCGUUGACGAGUGCCGAUUUCGUGAUGCUGGCUACUACUACUGGCUACUCUCUAGGCAGAUCCUAGAGUCUGCAAGCAGGGAGAGUGAUGCUGCUAGCAGAGAAGCACUGAUAAGCCGUUCAGCCAAGCUUCAGGAUCUAGCUGACGUCUACUACAUUUACCACAAUGUUCACCGCUAUAUUGAAGAACCUUUCACGGCAUACCUGCCUGAAGCACUGUUCAACAUGUCCCGUUAUCUGUUCCAUGAGCUCAUGAAUCAGUCCAUACGUGGAGUUUCACUGGUCGGUGUGCUUUACGCGCUGUCAAAGCAGAGCCGUAACCUCGGUGCGCACCGACUUGCCCGACACUGCUACGAACGGCUCCAGAACCUCCAUGUGCCCAUCCGGUUCCGGGACACACUGGACCUCGCUGCACUGACCGUUCGGUCAAAGCCCUUCAGUGACGCCCAGGACCUGCUGCCACUAUGCUAUCGCUGUUCCUCGACCAAUCCACUCAUCAACCCACGUGGACGUUGCUGCGUGAACUGUAACCAGCCAUUUGUCCACUCUUUCAUUGCAUUCGAGGUCCUUCCCUUGGUAGAAUUCAAACUGGCCGAGGGUAUCACAGACACCGAAGCACUGGAGAUCCUUGAAGGCAAGGCCAGGGUGACAAAAGAACAGAAGAAAAGCCGGCCAGAGUCACCAAGCCGCCAGAUCAUCAAUGGAUUUGAGACGCUGCAGAUAAACCACAGUGAUGCUGCGGACGAAGACCCUUUCGCUUUCCAGUUUUCAAACUUGGAGGAACCAGAUGAAGGGGCUGGUGGCCUGCCGGUAAUUCUGGAUCGUGAAGCACUGGCCACACUGGGACCUCGUGAUGUUGUUGUCUGCCAACAACCUGCGCCUCUGCGCUGCCGCUUCUACCGGAAUGUUGUUCCAGAUGUCGUCGUCGUGUCAUGUCCAAGUUGUGCCAAGGUGUUUCACGGCGAUGACUUCGAGAUGCACACCCUCCAGACCAAUGCCUGCCCAUUCUGCAGAACGAAACUCGAGGAUGGCGGUGCCUAAAAAGUUUGAAUAGGAGCACUGUUGCUACUGGGCUGGGCUAGUGGACAAGGACCAGUGGACCAGGACCGGUCAAGUUCACGUGGUGGCUGAGCAUUCAUGGCAUCUUGCUGCUGAGCCCAAGGUCGUGGUUUCUAUUCCAAGUCACAGUGACCACAUUGUGAUCGUGGCAGGGUCCAAAGCUACUUCUGCAUAUAGCUGUAGAUGCACAAUUGAAGAAGCCCGGCUGAUGGAAAUCAAUCUGGAGCCUAUGAUGUCUAUUGUAGCACCUGUCGCCUUGGGGUGUUAAAACAUGCAAUCAGUUGCAUGCUCAGCCCAUCGAUCAAUUUUAUCAGAUAAUCUAUUUAAAAUUCAUGCAGUUUAAAACUGAACUUGUGUACUCAAUUUGCACAAAAAUCUUGAGCCUUAAGCAACUGAAAAUUUAGAAUUUAACAACUGUGCACUUAUUUUUUAGUGUAAUAAUUUUUGCGUUUAUCUCCUCCUACUAACAAAGUUUGUGAUCUGCUAAAUGUGUUUCCUAGGAUGAUGUGUAUUUAUUUAUUUAUUUAUUUAUUUAUUUAUUUAUUUAUUUAUGGCAACUGCAACAGCAAAGGUAUUUUACUUAUCUUUGUUAAUAGUGUUAAACUACAGAACAUUUUAUUUUCGUGUGCCUGAUGUUUCUUUUGUGAUGGGGCAAAUGCAAAAUGUUCUGGUGAACUUACCUCGUAGGAGGAACGAGAAAAAUCACUCAAAACAUUCUCGCCUGCCUCUGCUUGAUGACCCACAGUCUUGUGCAUUCCACAGCUGUCACUUUUGUACCCAUGCUGUUAGCAAUUGAUGCUGCAGACUUGCAGAGUAAACUUGA